Molecule: messenger RNA, 864 nt
Organism: Rotaria socialis
Lineage: Eukaryota; Metazoa; Rotifera; Eurotatoria; Philodinida; Philodinidae
Source: the annotation of a GenBank genome assembly
AUGCUAUACAUAGUUUAUGUGCUUGUACCACAAGAAUCUACAUCAUCAGUGAUUCUCUAUGCUACUGCUACAACUACUCCACAAUUUAAUCAGCAACCAGUUAGUGUAGAUACACAGGACGAUCUUUCACAAUAUAACUAUGAUCAUAAAGAUAAACAAACAAUUGCACGAGAAAAUCAAUUUAAUUUGGAGGGUAAAAAUACGGCAAUACGUCGUAAAAAGAAAAAUCCUCGUAUGUAUACAGAUUCGUUUGCUAUAACUUGUUGGUCAAAUGUAACUAAAGAAAAACUUCUCGAAUGUACCGUUGGAGGUUUUGAUCGAGCUAGUAUUCAAUAUGUAUGUGUGAUGAGUGAGAUUGGAACUAAACAAACAAGGCUUUUACAAAUCUUUCAACUAUGUCAACAAACAAUACCGAGAACGACAACAACUCAUACAGAUGCUGUUGUGUCAGCCUGGUUAAGAGAUUAUUUUCGUCAUCCAAAGCGUCCAAAAUGUCUAGUCAUCAUCGGACCAACAAGCACCGGCAAAACUUCGUUUCCAUUGUCUUUGCCCGGUCGAGUAUGUUAUUUUAAGGGACGAUUGUGCUUGAAUACAUGGAGCGACGAUGCUCGUUAUUUGGUCUUUGAUGACAUUCCAUGGGACGAAUUCGAAAAUCGUAAUUUUCCAAGCAAGAAAGACUUAUUAUCAGCCAACGGUGCUGUUGCUGUUACAGAUAAAUACCAGCCAACUGUAACAAUCAAUGUCAUAAUGCCAUCGAUUGUUCUUUUAAAUCCCGGUGAUGAGGGCUCUUUAACAGCAAUACCUGUCACCGAGCAAGAACAACGCCAGGCUAAAUACUGGACAAAAAGAGCUGUUGUUUAUUGA